GAAAAGUAGGCGCCCGCCACUGUCAUGCUUGUCACGCUAAUCAGUUUGGCUCUCGUUCUGGAGACGCGCGGUCGCGAAUUAACAGAGGACGACUACGAACGUGGGGGCGUUAAUUUCGCCCACCUCGGCAAACGGAUAUUCGGGAAUCCGAACGAGGAAUCGGGCCGAAACGUUGACGCAUGGAAGCCGGGCUAUCGGGAGAAUCCGGAAUUCCUCGGCACCUACGCCGAGGGCGAUAUACUUUUCCCGCCGCUGCUUUUGCGUAUGGCCGUAAAGUCGGAAUCGAGGCGAUGGGUCCAUGGCGUCAUACCGUACGUGUUCGGCCCGGAGUUUUGGUUCUUUCAAAGAUUCGUGGUGUGGAGAGCGAUGGCGGCUUUCCAUCGGGAGACUUGCAUCAGAUUUGUGGAGCGUUCGGAUCGGGAUAAAGAUUACGUGCUGUUCAUCUCGAGGCACGCGGGUUGCUACUCCAGCAUCGGUCGCACGGGAGGUAAACAGGUGGUCAAUUUGCAGAUGCCAGCUUGCCUGAGAAGUGGGACGAUCAUUCACGAGCUGAUGCAUGUAAUCGGCUUUGCCCACGAGCAGUCACGUUUCGAUCGGGCCAGAUAUAUCACUAUUGCCUUUGAUAACGUGCAUCCCAAUAUGACCAGCCAAUUCGAUAUGUCAUCUAAAGAGGACUUUACCGAUUUGGACGAACCGUACGACAUUCGUUCCAUCAUGCACUACUCCUCGUAUGCGUUUACGUGGAACGGUCUUAUGACGAUGGUUCCCAUCGAUGGAGUUUCGAAAUUGGGCCGCGGCGACUAUUUUACCCGUACAGACGUCAGGAAGGUGAACAAGUUGUACCAGUGUGCACGAUCAAGCAUUUAGCUUUGGCUAAUUGUUGCCAUUGAAAUCUAC
This is a messenger RNA of Photinus pyralis (common eastern firefly), 897 nucleotides long. Its product is annotated as zinc metalloproteinase nas-4-like. Gene Ontology annotation, molecular function: zinc ion binding; metalloendopeptidase activity. The coding region runs from base 25 to 867 and encodes 280 amino acids. Gene Ontology annotation, biological process: proteolysis. The transcript is spliced from 4 exons. Lineage: Eukaryota; Metazoa; Arthropoda; Insecta; Coleoptera; Lampyridae. The record is from RefSeq and is a predicted model, not a curated record.